Medioppia subpectinata is the source of this 408-nucleotide messenger RNA. Lineage: Eukaryota; Metazoa; Arthropoda; Arachnida; Sarcoptiformes; Oppiidae. The record is from the annotation of a GenBank genome assembly.
GUUUGAUUCUGUUAUUAAUAACAGAUAUAAUUAAACAAAUCACAUAAUUAUACAUUAAUGUGCGAAACAGCGCCGACAAUGAGUGCAAUUGUCAUCAACACUACUUAUACGGGAGACGAAGAUCCGGUAAAACUACAACAACUUAUGGACAAAUUAGAGGAAUACAUAAACAAUAGGGCUCUGGACAAGACAUCACUGGUUUCACUGGUCAUAGCAUACGCUAUACUCAUAUUCAUCGGCACUCUUGGCAAUGGUUUGGUGUGCGUUGUCGUCGCCCGGAAGCCCAAAAUGCGUACCUCAAGGAACCUGUUUAUUAUCAAUCUGGCCAUCAGUGAUCUCCUCCUGUGCUUCUUCACCAUCCCUUUCUCAUUGGUCGAGAUAUCAGUCAAGUUCUGGCCCUUCGGUAUG